AUGCAGCUGGCUGGGUACUAAAGGUUGAUUCGCUGGCUGGUGAUAGGGAGGGAGGGAGGGAGGGAGGGAGGGAGGGAGGGAGGGAGGGAGGGAGGGAUUGAGCCAAGUGGCAGGGCAAAGGAGCUCCACAUUCGUUCAUUAGAAAUCAAAAGCACAGGGGUAAUCAAAGCGAUCAGCAUCCCUGAUUGGACCAUUAUUCACUUUGAUACAGAAAGGGCCAGGCUAAGGACAUGAGUCCAAUGAUCUCUAAUCAGACAGCAAUAAGGGGUUUCAAAGCAGUUUUCCCCUUGGGUUGAAAGGUAGUUUUUUCCCCUAGUCUUUCUUCCUCUGUGGCCUUGCUGUGUACUUUAUGCUGAUGUAGGCCUUAACGUGUAGCCUUCAUUAACGAGCACUGAUGUAAUCACAUAUCAAAUGGCUCGAAAAACACAGGCAAAUACAACACAACAUUUUUUCAGAUGCCUGGCCCCUACUAUCAUACCCCGUUUAAAGUCACUUAAAUCUUUUGUCUUGCCCAUUCACCCUCUGAAUGUCACACAUACACAAUGUCUCAAUUGUCUCAAGGCUUAAAAAUCCUUCUUUAACCUGUCUCCUCCCCUUCAUCUAUGUGGUCCUCUGUAGCUCAGCUGGUAGAGCACGGCGCUUGUAACGCCAAGGUAGUGGGUUCGAUCCCCGGGACCACCCAUACACAAAAACUGUAAGUCGACUGUAAGUCGCUUUGGAUAAAAGCGUCUGCUAAACGGCAUAUUAUUAUUAUUAUUAUUAUUAUUAUUAUUAUUAUCUACACUGAUAUAAAUGGAUUUAACAAGUGACAUCAAUACGGGAUCAUAGCCUUCAUCUGGAUAGUCUAUGUCAUUGAAAGAGUAGGUGUUCAUAAUGUUUGGUACACUCAGUCGGCGAAAACUUACUUGGACAUGUUUCCACCGCCAUGUUGCCAUGGAAACACAACAUUGCCCACCGCCGCCCGGUAGCUGUAGACACCCAGAAGGCCGAGGGCCAGGGCAAUCUUGGACACCCAGGAACAUCUUCGCUGGACCAGGAAGUAGAUCAGAGCCAAUGACAAGGCGGCCAACAAGGACAGCACAAUCUUGUGUUCCAAGCUAUAGAAACAGAACAGAUUAACAUUUAAACCACUUAAUUUAAACCACUUCAAACUGCACUAAUUACACAUUAAUUAGAGUCAUUAGUGUGUAAGUGCUGUCUCAUACUCUAAUGGUUAUUUAGACCGUUUUGAAGUUAUGACUGACUUGGAGUGAUAUUAUCUUCCUUUCCUGCAGUACGGGUAGCAAAAGUGAUUGCUGUCCUAAUUAUGAAAUGAUCAACUUUACCCUGUAUAUCAAAAAAUGACCACAUAUACUGAGUGUACAAAAUACCCCCACCCACCCCCAUCCCCCAUUUACUGUACUCAGGUCCCACUGUUCUGUACGUAGGCAGAGCUAGUGGAAAAGAGAGGAAGUCCUUGGCACAAGGUUUACACUUUUAUUACAGUAAUGUGGUAGAUUACACACCUGCAAGACAGCUGGUGUAAAGCUGUGUCGGCUACAUAUUACUGGUCUUAACGCACCUGUGGAAUGUUCAUUUUAAGCAGUAGGGCAAUUAAUCCAAAACAAGUUGAGAAUACACAAGAUGAGAACAUCUCAGGUAACAUCUCAGAGAAGAAGAGAACAUCUCAGGGGCCGAAGAGAACAUCUCAGGUAAGAAGAACAUCUCAGGUAAGAACAGAACAUCCCAGGUAAGAAGAGAACAUCUCAGAUAUAAAGAGAACAUCUCAGGUAAGAAGAGAACAUCUCAGGGAAGAAGAGAUCAUCUCAGGGACCAAAGAGAUCAUCUCAGGUAAGAAGAGAACAUCUCAGGGACCAAAGAGAUCAUCUCAGGGACCAAAGAGAUCAUCUCAGGGACCAAAGAGAUCAUCUCAGGGACCGAAGAGAUCAUCUCAGGGACCGAAGAGAUCAUCUCAGGGACCGAAGAGAACAUCUCAGGGACCGAAGAGAUCAUCUCAGGGACCGAAGAGAACAUCUCAGGGACCGAAGAGAACAUCUCAGGGACCGAAGAGAACAUCUCAGGGACCAAAGAGAACAUCUCAGGUAAGAAGAACAUCUCAGGUAAGAACAGAACAUCCCAGGUAAGAAGAGAACAUCUCAGGUAUAAAGAUAACAUCUCAGGUAAGAAGAGAACAUCUCAGGGACCGAAGAGAUCAUCUCAGGGACCGAAGAGAACAUCUCAGGGACCGAAGAGAACAUCUCAGGGACCGAAGAGAACAUCUCAGGGACCAAAGAGAACAUCUCAGGUAAGAAGAACAUCUCAGGUAAGAACAGAACAUCCCAGGUAAGAAGAGAACAUCUCAGGUAUAAAGAUAACAUCUCAGGUAAGAAGAGAACAUCUCAGGGAAGAAGAGAUCAUCUCAGGGACCGAAGAGAUCAUCUCAGGUAAGAAGAGAACAUCUCAGGGACCGAAGAGAUCAUCUCAGGGACCAAAGAGAUCAUCUCAGGGACCAAAGAGAUCAUCUCAGGGACCGAAGACAUCAUCUCAGGGACCGAAGAGAACAUCUCAGGGACCAAAGAGAACAUCUCAGGGACCAAAGAGAACAUCUCAGGGACCAAAGAGAACAUCUCAGGUAAGAAGAACAUCUCAGGUAAGAAGAGAACAUCUCAGGUAUAAAGAUAACAUCUCAGGUAAGAAGAGAACAUCUCAGGGAAGAAGAGAUCAUCUCAGGGACCAAAGAGAUCAUCUCAGGUAAGAAGAGAACAUCUCAGGGACUGAAGAGAUCAUCUCAGGGACCAAAGAGAUCAUCUCAGGGACCAAAGAGAUCAUCUCAGGGACCGAAGAGAACAUCUCAGGGACCAAAGAGAUCAUCUCAGGGACCGAAGAGAUCAUCUCAGGGACCGAAGAGAACAUCUCAGGGACCAAAGAGAACAUCUCAGGGACCAAAGAGAACAUCUCAGGGACCAAAGAGAACAUCUCAGGGACCAAAGAGAACAUCUCAGGGACCAAAGAGAACAUCUCAGGGACCAAAGAGAACAUCUCAGGGACCGAAGAGAACAUCUCAGGUAAGAACAGAACAUCCCAGGUAAGAAGAGAACAUCUCAGGUAUAAAGAUAACAUCUCAGGUAAGAAGAGAACAUCUCAGGGAAGAAGAGAUCAUCUCAGGGACCAAAGAGAUCAUCUCAGGUAAGAAGAGAACAUCUCAGGGACCGAAGAGAUAAUCUCAGGGACCAAAGAGAUCAUCUCAGGGACCGAAGAGAACAUCUCAGGGACCAAAGAGAACAUCUCAGGGACCGAAGAGAACAUCUCAGGGACCAAAGAGAACAUCUCAGGGACCAAAGAGAACAUCUCAGGGACCAAAGAGAACAUCUCAGGGACCAAAGAGAACAUCUCAGGGACCAAAGAGAACAUCUCAGGGACCAAAGAGAACAUCUCAGGGACCAAAGAGAACAUCUCAGGGACCAAAGAGAACAUCUCAGGGACCGAAGAGAACAUCUCAGGUAAGAAGAGAACAUCUCAGGGACUGAAGAGAACAUCUCAGGGACCGAAGAGAACAUCUCAGGGACCGAAGAGAACAUCUCAGGGAAGAAGAGAACAUCUAAGGGACCGAAGAGAACAUCUCAUGGACCGAAGAGAACAUCUCAGGGACCGAAGAGAACAUCUCAUGGACCGAAGAGAACAUCUCAGGGACCGAAGAGAACAUCUCAGGGACAGAAGAGAACAUCUCAGGGACAGAAGAGAACAUCUCAAGGACAGAAGAGAACAUCUCAGGGAAGAAAAGAACAUCUCAGGGAAGAAGAGAACAUCUCAGGUAA
This is a messenger RNA of Coregonus sp. 'balchen', 3794 nucleotides long. NCBI's taxonomy places the organism in Eukaryota, Metazoa, Chordata, Actinopteri, Salmoniformes, Salmonidae. The record is from the annotation of a GenBank genome assembly.